AUGUUUCAGAGAAUCCGUGGCGCCAUCGAUCGGACCAUUGCCGAGGAGCAGGCCCGCCAGCAGAGAGCCUCCGAGGGGGUGGCAUCGCCAGGCUCCGCAUCGCCCAGCCGCCGAUCAACAUCCGUCUCUCGGACCGGCAGCGCACGCGGCGACGGACAAGCGGCACGACGCACGCGCCCGAAGAAGCCCAGCCAAGACACCAGCACAAACGACGGUGUGCCCAAUGUGGACCCAAGCGUCUUUGAAGAUGCCUUUGCCCUCGAGGACAACGACGAGCCGGCGCGCUCAGCGACGCCAGGAACGCCCGCCGCCGAGGGAGCGGACGACGACGACGAAGACGAGGCUAAGGAAGGGGGCGAGGCGGAAGGCAAGGCGGGCGGCAAGGACAAGGGAAAGUCGGUAGAGAGGCGCAGCGAUGAAGAUGACCAGACUGCGAGUGCUGCGAGUGCUGCGACAGCCGGCUUGCCAGGCGACACGUCGCCGCCCUCUGCGACCGACACGCCGAAAGGCGCACCAGCGGCCGUGGCGCCCAGACCAAAAGCCGAGCUCACUCCGGACGUCCAGGCGCGACUGCGGAAGCUUGACAAGCUCGAAAAGACGUACCCAGAGCUCCUGCGGUCGUACCGGAUAGCACAUGGCCGCGUGUCGGCGAUUGAGCCCUUUGAACGGGCCCUCCGCGAAAACACACCUCUGACGUCCAUCCGCGACCCGACCGCCCUCAUCGAGUACCUCAACCAGCUGAGCUUGAAGAGCGAGAUGAUCCUGGACGAGCUGAAGCGCGUGACAUCCGACCGGGACGACUUGAAGAAGCAGCUCGGCUUGACGAAAGACGAGCUGGACGCAGUGAAGUCGUCCAAGGCCGAUGCCAAGGACGUCGCAAAGGGGCCAGAAGAGACCAGGGGCGAGGAGUUUUUCUCCAUCGACAGCGAGCUGCCACGACUGCAGGCCGAGACGGCCGAGAAGACGGCCGAGAUCGAGAAGCUGCAAGACACAGUCCAGCAGCUGAAUGAGGACCUGUCGGCCGCCAAGGAAGCCAACGCGGAGCUGGCGGAGCGUGUGCAGAGCACGACGAAGGAGCUGGACGCAUCCAAGGCAGGUAGCAUGUCGCAUGCCGCCUUGGCCGACCGCCUCCAAGACACCGAGUCCAAGCUCAAGGCCCUGGAAGACCAGUCCGCCGACGCCCAAUCCACAUCGGAGAAAGAGCUGCACGCGGAGAAGGAGAAGCGCAAGGCCUCGGAGACGCGCAACAGCGAGCUGGCGCGCCAAGUUGAGACGCUUACCGCGGCCACGGCGAAACUGGACAAGACGAUUGCCGACCAGACCUCCGAAAUUGCGUCCCUCACAAAACAAAACGCCGAGCAGGCUGCCAAGGUGGCGGAACUGAGCAGGAGGAGCGCUGCCACUGCAUCACCUGCCAAUGCCACGCCCGCGGCCGCUGCAGCUGCCCCGGAACCGAGCACAGAGCAGCAGACCGGCGGCGGCUCUGGCAAAAACAAGAAGAAGAACAAGAAGAAGAAGAAUGCCGGCGGAGCUGCUGGUGGCGCUGCUGCUGCUGCUACGACAGCGGCAACUGCUGCCGCGUCGUUGGCUGCGGCCGACGAGCCUGCGCUGUCUGAAACAUCCGAGCGCACGCUCGUGGGUGGCGCCAGCGACGGUCCGGACGCUGCCGAGCUGCAGGCGGAGGUGGCGCGGCUGCUCAAGGACGUCGAGGCCAAGGACGAACGGAUCCAGCGGCUGUCGAAACAGCGGAAGACGGAGGAGGACCUGCGCGAGGAGAUUGAGACCCUGCGGGAGAACCUGGUGACCAUUGGCCAGGACCACGUCCAGGACAAGGAAACGAUCAAGAGCCUCGAGAGCGAAAAGGCCGCGCUGGUGAAGCAAAUUGCGGAGCUGGAGAAGCAGAUCGCGUCGUCGUCGUCGACGUCCCAGACCCAGUCGACCCAGCUGCAGGCGGCGCUCGCGUCGCUCCAGAAGGAGCACGACGACGCCAAAGCCAAGGCGACGACGCUGCAGGCCGACCUGGGCGCCGCGCAGCAGCUGUCACAGACGCGGUACAAGGAGCUCGCGAGUCUGCGCGAGAUCUUGCAAAAGGCGCAGCCCGAGCUGAAGAGCCUGCGCGCCGACGCCGCGACGCUGAAGACGACCCAGGAGGAGCUGGCGACCAAGACGGCGGAGAUGCGUGCCCUGGAAAAGCGGGAGCGGGAGGCCAAGCUCGACACGGCGCGGGCGCAACGACUGGCGGCGGACCGCGACGCCGAGCUCAAAGCGCUGCGCGACAAGCUGGCGGCCGAGACGAACGCGAAGCUGCGCCUCGAGGACGAGAAGCGCGUGGCCGGCCGGGACCUGCGGCGUGCCGAGGCGGACAAGAUCGAGCUCAGCGCCAAGGAGGAGAAGGCGACGCGCGCGCUGCAGCGGCUGCAGGAGGAGCUGGCCGCGGUGCAGCCGCGGCUGCGGGCGCUGGACGACGAGGUCGGCCAGCUGCGGCGCGAGCAGGAGGCGCUGCGCGCGGAGGCGGCCCUCAAGACGUCGCAGUACACCAACGCGCAGCACCUGCUGGGCAGCAUGCGCGACCAGACGGCGGAGCUGUCCGUGCAGCUGCGCGAGGCGCAGGCGCAGGCGGAGGCGCGCGACGAGGAGCUGGCCGAGUGCCAGACGCUGCUGGCGGAGCGCACGCGCGCGGCCGAGAGCAUGCGGCAGCUGCUGGCCGGCGUGAACGAGCAGACCGACAGCAAGGUGCGCGACAUGCGCGCGCGCAUGGACGCCGCGCUGGAGGAGCGCGACCGCGUCGAGGACGAGGCCAACACGCUGGCGCGGCGGCGCGCGCGCGAGGCCGAGGACCUGCGCGGCAAGGUGCGCGACCUGGAGCGGCAGGUCAGGGCCCUCACCAACGAGCGCGACGACGCCGAGCAGCGCGAAAAGGACUGGCGGCGGCGGCGCGAGGAGCUCGAGCAGGUGGAGGCCAAGGCGGCGGCCGAGGUCGAGGACAUGCGCGCCACGGUCGCGAGCCUCCGCACCGCGCUGGAUGCCUCGGAGCAGCAGGUGCGCGACGUCGAAAAGAAGAACAGCGACCAGCGCCGCGUCCUCGACGAGCAGCGCCAGCGCUACGAGAAGCUCUUGCGCGACGCCAAGGGCCAGCAGGGCCGCCUGCACGCGAGCUCGCCGUCGCCGUCGCCGUCGCCGUCGUCGCCGGGCGGCGCGCGCAGCUCGAGUGUGGCGGCCGGUGCGGACGGAGCGCGGCACUCGAUGGAAUCGGCGCGGUCGUCUAAUGGCACACCCGCCGCGGCCGGUGCCGAUGCCAUGUACCUCAAGACGAUCCUGCUGCAGUUCCUGGAGCAAAAGGACAACAAACUGCGGGCCCAACUGUUCCGGCUGGCCUUUGGCCUGUCCUUUUGCGUGGAGACUGGCAAACACCGCCUCGGCUUCCGUGCGGCCCAGACGGCGCAUUCGGUUGAGGUCGUCGUCCGCCAGCUCCUCCAGCUCUGCCGCCAGCGCACGGCCGCUGUGUUCGUCGCUCACGAUGCUGUCCGUGCCCUUGCUCUCGCCGAUGAGAAGCACAUGGCUGUGGACGUAGUCGAGGUGCUCGGGACGGAGGGGCUCUGGCCCGCCGCCGACCAUCGAGCCGCCGCCUGGCAUCGGGUACGCCGGAUUCUUGGUGCUCACGAUGAAGCAGCCCUGCUUCGCGGCCAGGCCGAUCUGCUGCUGGACGGCACCGAGCGUCUCGGGCACCGUCAGGACGUAGGCCAGGUGGCUCUCGCGGCCGGUGCUGAUGAUGGCGUAGAUGCCCUCGCCGAACGCUGUGGCGGCCGGGACAUGCCGUUCCUUGUCGCCAUCGCCCUCCCGGCUUCCGGACAAAAACUCCGUUUGCAACUUGUCAUACGACGCGUCGGCCGCGAGCACAAACGCCAUGAAGCGGUCGCGCCCGGUGCGCGGCAGCACCUUUUUGGGCAGCGCCAGCAGCCGCGUGUGGCCUUUGCCGUCACCGCCUGGCGGACCACCGUCACCACCACCCGUGUCGUCGUUGGCCUGCGGCCGCAGGACGAGGUACGUGCGCGCGACGUCGUCGAGGCUGCUGGGGUCGUCCAUGUCGACGCGGGCGCGGAAGAAAAAGUAGAUGUUGCCUUUUUCGAGAAUGGUGGGCGCGUUGUCAUUCUCGUUGUCGUCCGGGCCGGCGUCUGCGUCUGCAUCCGCCCCGCCCUGCUCGUGUGCCGUCUUGUGCCGUUUGCGACCGUCUUUGGGCGACUGGCUGCGGUCGGCCGGCUGGUGCUUGUCGCCGGCACGGGCAUUGUCGCUGGGCUUCUCGCUUGGCUUCUCGCUUGGCUCAUUCUUGACCUUCGCGCCACUGGACUUGGUCGCGCCGUCCUUGGAGCCUCUGUCUGUCUCAGGCUUGCUGCUCACUGCCUUGCCUGGCGCAUUCGUCGUUUGAGUGCCGUGUCUUGUCUCAACCAUUGUGGAUUGCUGUUUUUGGUUUCGCGGAAGAUGAUAUGGGUCGGCGACAACAUGGAACGUAAAGCGAAAUAA
Sporothrix brasiliensis 5110 is the source of this 4518-nucleotide messenger RNA. RefSeq lists its product as uncharacterized. Bases 1 to 4518 code for a protein of 1505 amino acids. Lineage: Eukaryota; Fungi; Ascomycota; Sordariomycetes; Ophiostomatales; Ophiostomataceae. The record is from RefSeq and is a predicted model, not a curated record. The transcript is spliced from 4 exons.